Messenger RNA from Arabidopsis lyrata subsp. lyrata, 694 nucleotides. RefSeq lists its product as uncharacterized. The record is from RefSeq and is a predicted model, not a curated record. Lineage: Eukaryota; Viridiplantae; Streptophyta; Magnoliopsida; Brassicales; Brassicaceae. The coding region runs from base 120 to 347 and encodes 75 amino acids. The transcript has 3 exons.
UACCCGAAAUAUUACCAGUCAAACUGAUUGGGUUUUGUUACAAAAAAAAAAAGAAGAAGCCAAAAAUCUGAGAGAAAAAAAUAACACUCAAAACUUCUGAUAGUUUAUAAAUAACGAAAAUGAAAUCGACCGUCAUGAUUUUCCUCAUUAUCUACCUCCUCCUCGCCGUGCCUUGCUUCGCUAAAGGAUCGGAGCAAACGGAUUCAGAGGUGUACGAGAUCGAUUACAGGGGACCGGAGACUCAUAACUCUAGACCUCCCCCGGAAACUUUGCACGGCAAGCCACCGUACAUCCACCAUAAUGCCUCCGCCGCUGGGCUCGGUGCUCAUGUAGGAGGAAAGAACUAGAGAGAGACCUUUUCCAAGGAGAAGAGAGGGGACUCAAAAGCUUUAAGUUGAAGAUGAAGUUUUACGAGAGCUGUGAUAUAUAUGAGUAAUGAUGUUGGUACAGAGAGUUUUUUUAUACUUAUUUAUCAUAUGAAUUUGAUCAUCGAUGUGUGAUCAGUACAGUUAGUGUGAAUAAUUUACACACUACUCUCCUCUCCUGAUGUCAUGUCCGGUCCUUUAUUUAUUUCUUUUUUCAAUUCUCAUGCACCGUUCUAUAUAUCAUUUUUUUCGGUCUGAAUCUUUUGGAACUAUUUUUUUAUUAAAGCAGGGUAAUGUGUCACUAAAUGAAUAUCAGUAUAAUUAUUUAA